Oncorhynchus kisutch (coho salmon) is the source of this 2983-nucleotide messenger RNA. RefSeq lists its product as uncharacterized. Lineage: Eukaryota; Metazoa; Chordata; Actinopteri; Salmoniformes; Salmonidae. The record is from RefSeq and is a predicted model, not a curated record. The transcript has 21 exons. Bases 923 to 2125 code for a protein of 400 amino acids.
ACGUCCGGUCUGAGGUUUCCGGAACCUGGCGCUAAAAAAUAAAUUCAACAGGAAAACAGAAGUCGUGAGAAGGAUAAACUACUUUUAAUUAAUUUACUCCUUAUAUAUAUUACAUCUAACGGUGUCAGGUUUCUCACUCUUUAUAACCCGUAUUGUCAACUAAGAAGUGAUCCACUUUUCAAGCAAAGGUUGUUUGUAGACAUGAAUCCAGAAGACGUGGUUAUCAUUCUCAGUGAUGAUGAUGAUGAUGUGUCCAUCAACGACUCGGUCUACAUCGUCGAAGACAUCCAGAACAACGUAUACCCAGUAGAUCCGUCUAACUGCAGCAGGUCACAUGAUCCUGAAGGAGAAGAGGACCUGGUCGUUACCUUCUGUCAGAGAGGAGAGGUGCUGCCUCACGCACGCUAUGACUGUACCGCACACACCUUCACACCAACAGACAGUGAUGUAGGAGGACCAAUAGAAUCCAACCAGCUCUUCUGUCACCAGUGCUUCUGUUACGUCUGUGACAAGGUCGCCUCGGAGUGUUCUGUGUGGACUGUGUCAGGAGUGUGCCACUGCAACGCCCAUAAGAGGAGUGUGUUCUGGAGCAACAAGAGAGACAAGGUGGUUCUGGGAUACCUUCAGAUGUUUAACUUCAACCUGCUGGAGAUCGACAGCGACCUCCGACUGGCAGAGUCCUUACUGCUGCAGUUGGAGGAGGAGUUGUCCAAGGAGUACGCCUCCUUCCAGAGGGGCGUGGCUGUGAGGGGGAUUGGCUGUCCAAUGUGCCUGUCACUGCCACACAGCCAAUCGUUUGGAAUGCGGGAACUGCCAAUCAAAUCACCUGCUGCUACUGGUCUACGAUUAUUCGCAGGUGUUUGAGUGUGUGUGCCGCUUCCUUGGACGUGCGGAGAGAGAGAGACCGAGAGCAGCAGCUGUUAUGAGACUUGGAGCAGCUCAACUCUUCAUUACACACUGUCAACCUCCUGGACCAGUGAUUUCCCAUCAUCUUGAGGCCAGGAUAGCGGAGGCCCUGCCCUUGCUUCUAACCAGGGUAAUGGAGGCGGUGCGGAGACAGAUGGUGGAGUGUGACUUCAGUCCAGAGUUUCUCCAGAAACUUCAAGGUUUCUACCAGACCCUCCCCCUACCUCCCAGCUGCAUCGCUCUGAGAAACAGGCUGUGUGUUCUCCCCUGGUCAGAUGUCCUGCUGGUCUCAGUGUUAAAGGGACAGAACGUGACGGGGAUCCGACCAGGAAAAGGGAAGAAGGAGGCGCUGACUGAAUCUGCCGCUGUUGUCCUGUUGAGAGCUGAAACAUUACAGAGACUCAACAGGUACAGGGAGUUGACCCGUUACCUGAAGGUGGUUCAUAGUGGGAACACAGAACUUGUCCAGGCGGUGCGGGAUCUGAUCCCUCUCUUCCUGAUGAAGGCCGGGGACUUUAGCUCCGCCCUCUCCUCCUUCUUCUAUCCGCCCCCUGGGGUUUGCUGCCCCGUCUGCCGCCUAACGCCACGCCUCUUCACCCUCUACCUACGCAUCAUCACCACGGCAACCGCGCCCAGCGCCACCGCUGCCAUGGCAACGCAGCCCCUCUCCCCCGACACUCCCUGGGAGGAGGUCAAAGAUGCUGUGGUUCCCAGGCAGGUCGAGGUGGUGAAGUUUGGCCUGAGGGUUCUGAAGAGCAACAUGGCUGUCUACAAGGACUCUCAGAGUUGGGCAUACUUUCUCCACGUGCUCAAUUCUCCUGCUGGUCCUCCUGACACUGCCUUUCUGAUGGAGGCGAGAAACGUUACCAUGGAGAUCCUGCUGAACCAGGGAUCUCUGGGACACCUCAUCCAGAUCCCACGGACCUUCCUGAUGGUGUAUCCAGACCAGGCCCUGUUGCUGUUGGUAACUCAGGGUCUGGCGCUACGGAUCCUCCACGAACCUUUGACCCCCGCUCUACCCGUCCUCAACUAUUACAAGGGUCAUGUGUGGGCCUUGAGGUGGCUUGUUGGGUUCCUGUCUCCUGGAAGACUGGAGUCCUUCCUCAGAGGGGUAGCAGUGGAGCUGCACAGCACUGAUGGAUCCCAGCUGUCGUCCUCCUUCCCUUCUCCUCCCUCAAAGACCAGCCUGACCCCUUCUGGCACUACCUCACAGACUUAAUCAGAGAGACUCUAUCUGUAAUCCCGGACUGCAGCAGACUGGACCUGGAUCAGACUGGAGUGUGACUCAGGUGUGUGUGUGUGUGUGUGUGUGUGUGUGUGUGUGUGUGUGUGUGUGUGUGUGUGUGUGUGUGUGUGUGUGUGUGUGUGUGUGUGUGUGUGUGCGCGCGCGCGCGCGUGAGAACAUCUCUGAACACGUGGAAGCAACGAAGAAGAGGACAAUGAUAAUAAUGUGUUUAUCUGACUGUUAAUAAGACCUGUUGUGCCUUUUUUUUCUACAAAUAAACAUAUCAUUUUAUUUAUCCGUAUUACCGGAGGAUGUAAAAGGUGUGAGAGUAAAUAGUGUGUUUUGGCUCUUCAUUAUUUAUCCGUAUCACCGGAGGAUGUAAAAGGUGUGAGAGUAAAUAGUGUGUUUUGGCUCUACAUUAUUUAUCCGUAUCACCGGAGGGUGUAAAAGGUGUGAGAGUAAAUAGUGUGUUUUGGCUCUACAUUAUUUAUCCGUAUCACCGGAGGGUGUAAAAGGUGUGAGAGUAAAUAGUGUGUUUUGGCUCUGCAUUAUUUAUCCGUAUCACCGGAGGGUGUAAAAGGUGUGAGAGUAAAUAGUGUGUUUUGGCUCUACAUUAUUUAUCCGUAUCACCGGAGGGUGUAAAAGGUGUGAGAGUAAAUAGUGUGUUUUGGCUCUACAUUAUUUAUCCGUAUCACCGGAGGGUGUAAAAGGUGUGAGAGUAAAUAGUGUGUUUUGGCUCUACAGUAUUUAUCCGUAUCACCGGAGGAUGUAAAAGGUGUGAGAGUAAAUAGUGUGUUUUGGUUAUUGUUUUGGUGUUUUCAUUAUUUCCUUUAAUAAUAAACAGGAAAUGAA